This is a messenger RNA of Helianthus annuus (common sunflower), 444 nucleotides long. RefSeq names its product inverted formin-2-like. The record is from RefSeq and is a predicted model, not a curated record. Lineage: Eukaryota; Viridiplantae; Streptophyta; Magnoliopsida; Asterales; Asteraceae. Bases 1 to 444 code for a protein of 147 amino acids. The transcript has 2 exons.
AUGACAUUGUCUCCAACAACAUAUGUAGCCAGGACACAACAUGUAGCAAAGGAGAUGUUGCUGGAUUUUUGGUCCAUUUCUAAAUCCAAGCCGUUGAUAGUCAACAACCUAGUGGGUAUUAAAAUUCAUCCUAAAUCACAUAAUUGCUCCGGCGACUCAUGCUCUCAAUCGGAUCUCAAUCCGCCGCUGCCGGUGGACUUUCUGAUCACCUCCACUCCUGAUUCUGGUGCAUCCAAUCCUUCCGAUCUCUAUCCUCCUCCGUCGCUGCCGUCAUCUGGUUCAAGUUCGAAUCUAGCUCCACCACCUCCGGUUCCGUCACUAGCACCGCCUUCGGAAUUGAGUAGUGGUAAUCAAACUCCACCUCCACCGUCGCCGGUGUCUGUAGCUACUCCGCCUCCACCGGUGGUUGUUGUAGCUCUGCCUCCGGAAUUGAGUAAUGGAUAA